Messenger RNA from Stylophora pistillata, 5500 nucleotides. RefSeq lists its product as uncharacterized. Lineage: Eukaryota; Metazoa; Cnidaria; Anthozoa; Scleractinia; Pocilloporidae. Gene Ontology annotation, molecular function: calcium ion binding; Notch binding. Gene Ontology annotation, biological process: axon guidance; Notch signaling pathway. Gene Ontology annotation, cellular component: signaling receptor complex; cell surface; plasma membrane. The record is from RefSeq and is a predicted model, not a curated record.
AUGGUUGUUAAGUAUGCCGUCAACUGGGUCAACACAAUUCUUUCACAUACCUUUGACAAUACUGGUAACAACGAGAUCGUUUCUGAAACCGGCCCAGGCAACAAAAUAAUCCUGAUUGCAGUCCAAGACGAGGGUUUACGCUAUCUUGAAAAAGCUUUUGAUGCUCUGACGAGAAUUGGUGGCUAUGACGUGAGCUCUCUCGAAUUCCGCGGAUCAUACGCUCUCAUUGGAUAUCUGAGAGAAAAGAAGCCAUCUUAUGUUAAACAAAUACAGAGGAAGAGAGGCCAAGGACCAAGCGUGAUCUCCGCGACGGUUCCACUCACGACGAAUCCUUUUGUAGAUAUCGAUAUCCGCAGCGAAGGUUGCGACGAUCCGAAAAAGACACCAGACACGUGCGGUAUCGCUUACAUUAGAGUAGAUGGAAAGGACCACUCCCGUCACCGCAGAGGACAUAAUGUUGUUAUUGUGGACCGCAAAACAGCUAAAGUGCUUUCAUCAGAAGCCUUCGAUACUCAUGGAGAUGGGUCAGCUGGCACUCGUCUAAGAGAUUUUCUCAACGCACAGGGAGCGGAUAAAUUAGUCUUGAUCGGCGUGCAGGAUUCGGCCUCUUCGCACGUAGGAGUAGCUCUAGACGCUAUUAGAAGGCUUGGCGCUGCUGAUCCUAUCCUGGUGGACUUCCGAGGAUCAUUUGCUCUGAUUGGAACACCGGAUGCAAGUAAACCUCCAUGGAUUGCACAGGAUCAGCACCACAGAUACAAAGGACCGAGCGAGAUUUCUAAAAGAAUUCCUCUCUCAGACUGUCAGAAGGCACUUGGGAUGGAAAAUUAUGGAAUACCCAAUGGACAAGUGCAAGCAUCUUCUGAAUGGGACCCCAAUCAUGCAGCUAUUCAGGGACGACUCCAUUACAAACCACCUAGGGGCAAACAAGGAGCAUGGUCAGCACGAUAUAACAAUGUAAAUCAGUGGCUUCAAGUUGAUCUGGGGACUGAGUUCACCAAGGUGACGGGUGUCGCAACUCAAGGAAGAUACAAUUAUAACCAGUGGGUGACGAAGUACAAGCUGCAAUACAGUUAUGAUCGUGCUACCUUCACCUACUACAAAGAGCCUGGACAAACUGCAGACAAGGUAUUCGAUGGAAACAUGGACCAGAACACAGUUGUUUAUCAUUUCCUUAACGCACCAAUUAAGGCUCGUUAUAUCCGUUUUCGACCAGUGACUUGGUCAGGGCAUAUCUCAAUGAGAGUCGAGUUGUAUGGUUGCCCAGCUUGUGGAGAAGCUCUGGGCAUGGCAAGUUAUGCAAUUUCUAAUGGACAAGUGAGAGCUUCCUCGGAAUGGGACCCCAAUCAUGCUGCCAUCCAGGGACGACUUUAUUACAUACCUCCUUCAGGAAAGCAAGGAGGUUGGUCAGCUCGAUAUAAUAAUGCUGAUCAAUGGCUUCAAAUUGAUCUGGGUGCGUUGUUCAGAGUGACGGGUGUUGCAACUCAAGGAAGAUCCAACAACAACCAGUGGGUGACGAAGUACAAGCUGCAAUACAGUGAUGAUGGUGUCACCUUUACUUACUACAUGGAGGCAGGGCAGAGUGCAGCCAAGGAAUUUCUUGCGAACAAAGAUCGCAAUACUAUUGUGUAUCAUUCACUAAAUCCACCGAAGACGACACGUUUUAUCCGGUUCCACCCGGUCACCUGGACCAACCACAUAUCAAUGAGGGCAGAGGUGUAUGGAUGUCCAGAUUGUGGAGAAGCUCUGGGCAUGGCAAGUUACGCAAUUCCCAAUGGGCAAGUAAGAGCUUCCUCGGAAUGGGACCCCAAUCAUGCCGCCAUUCAGGGACGACUUCACUACAUACCUCCUCCAGGCAAACAAGGAGGUUGGUCAGCUCGAUACAAUGAUGCUAAUCAAUGGCUUCAAAUUGAUCUGGGUGCGUUGUUCAGAGUGACAGGGGUCGCCACUCAAGGAAGACACAACCACGAUCAGUGGGUGACGAAAUACAAGCUGCAAUACAGCGAUGAUGGUGUCACCUUUACUUCCUACAUGGAGGCAGGAAAGAGUGCAGCCAAGGAAUUUGUUGCAAACAAAGACCAGAAUACCAUUGUUCAUCAUUCACUUAAUCCACCAAAAAUGACACGUUUUAUCCGGUUCCUCCCAGUCUCCUGGAAUAACCAUAUAUCAAUGAGAACAGAGGUGUAUGGAUGUCGAGUUGUAGAUAUGUGUUCACAGAAUCCAUGCAAGAACGGAGCUACCUGCAGCAAUGUCGAGGGAGGUUAUCAAUGUGCUUGUAAACCUGGUUAUUCUGGAACCAACUGCGAUCAAGGUGAAACUGUAGCUCUAUAUAACAAUGGAAUGAAAAUUGUUCAGAAAAUGGGUAGCGCGUACGGACGAAGGUUGUCUUUGAAAGAUCGUAAUUACAUUCAGAGAGUUAAAUGUUUGGAAGAUGGUCUCGAACCAAACUUUGUUCGUCUACUUGCAGCUGGUUCUUUACGAGAAUUUGUUGCAAACAAAGACCAGAAUACCAUUGUUUAUCAUUCACUUAAUCCACCAAAAAUGACACGUUUUAUCCGGUUCCGCCCAGUCUCCUGGAAUAAACACAUAUCAAUGAGAACAGAGGUGUAUGGAUGUCCAGUUGUAGAUAUGUGUUCACAAAAUCCGUGCAAGAACGGAGCUACCUGCAGCAAUGUCGAGGGAGGUUAUCAAUGUGCUUGUAAACCUGGUUAUUCUGGAACCAACUGCGAUCAAGAUAUAAACGAGUGCUCGAACAGCCCGUGCAAGAACGGGGCCACCUGCGUCAAUCUUCAGGGAAGUUAUCGCUGUGAUUGUAAAUCUGGAUUCAGUGGGAACAACUGUGAAAAUGAUGUCAACGAAUGCACAAAUAACCCCUGCAAAAAUGGAGCUACUUGUGUCAAUCUUUCAGGAGGUCAUCGCUGUGACUGCGCAAAAGGUUAUUCAGGGAUUUCUUGCGAAACAGAUAUCAACGAAUGUGUUCCGGAUCCUUGUUUGAACGGUGGCACCUGUGUUGAUCUUGUUAAUGGCUUCCGUUGUGAUUGCGCGACCGGAUGGCUUGGUAAUACCUGCAAUGAACCAGAGCUGGAUGAGUGCGAAGAAUUAGUUGAGGAGAAACAAAGAUGGGUUGAUCUCAACCAAAAUGUAAGGACUGACAGGCAGAAACAAUUUGAACUGUAUUACAUAGUCAGAAAAAUAAAGUUGCAUUCUGGAAUGUUAAUUUCUCAAAACAAAGGAAUCGAAGUCAACUUUAAAGUCAAGAUGAAGGUUUUCUUGUAUUGCUUGGUCUCUUUGAUGAUGACCGACUUGUGCUGGAGCCAGUGUAGAACAGCAAACUGGUGGGGCUCGUUUGACAAACAGGGAUGGUCCAAGUGUGGAUCUACUAUUGAAUAUCUGAAAGGAUUUUAUAGAAAUAACAAAAACAAAAACGACCCGAUUUAUUUGCUCGAAGAAGGAAGAUGCUGUAGGGCACCUCCACCAAAUCAAAACCGAGCGUCUACUUGUAAAAAGGCAAACUGGUGGGGUUCAUUGGACAAGAAUAAUCUAUGGUCCGUUUGUCCAACUGGGUAUUUUUUGCAAGGGCUGUACCGCAGCAAAAACCACAACCUUCACAACAUAGAGGAGGGCCAAUGCUGUAAGCCCAACAACCUACCAAGUAGCUACAUGCGCUGUUAUGACCAUGACGUCUCCUCUUCAUUUGACAACAAAGGUUGGAGUGAGUGCGAUAGCGACCAUUACUUGACGGGCGUUUACAGAGGAGGCUGCGAUAAGUUGUAUUGUAUCGAAAAAUUCAAAUGCUGCAUGAUGCACGAUGGCUGCAAGAUGGUAAAUUGGUGGAAAGCUUUUGACAAAAAGGGCUGGGUCCAAUGUGAUUCAACAAAACAUUACAUCACUGGACUAUAUCGGAAUAAUAAUUGGGGAAAAAAAGAUAAGAUCUUCUUAAUAGAGGAAGCAAAGUGCUGCCCAGCUCCUGCUCCGUUUCAAAACACGGGAUCGACUUGCAGAGAUGCAAACUGGUGGGGUGUUCUCGAUAAAACGAACUCGUGGGCUGUGUGUCCUGCUGGUUAUUUCGUGAGAGGUCUUUACCGAAAUAACGAUGCUUGGUUGCAUCACCUCGAGAUGGGAAAAUGCUGUAAACCAAAUGGUUUUCCAGAUAGAUAUGAACACUGCUACAAUGAGAAUGUCGGAAGAUCGUUUGACAUAAGAGGCCUCAGCAAGUGUCAGAGAGAAGGUUACUAUUUGGCCGGAAUUUUCAGAGGAGGAUGUGACUAUUUGCACUGUAUCGAAUAUUUCAAGUGCUGCAAGAUGAAUGUGGAUGAGUGCAGAAUCAAGAAUCCUUGUCAAAACGGUGCAAAGUGUUCCGAUCAACCGGGAACGUACAAGUGUACCUGUAAAUCUGGAUUUACAGGGAAGAACUGCGAGGCUGACAUAAAUGAAUGCUCGAAAAGUCCAUGCAAAAACGGAGCUAAAUGUGUAAAUCUUAAAGGAAGUUAUCGCUGUGAAUGCAAAUCUGGAUACACUGGAAAGAACUGCAAAACAGAUGUAAACGAGUGCGCAAAUAAUCCUUGCAAGAACGGAGGGAAAUGUGUCAAUCUUAAGGGAAGUUAUCGCUGUGACUGUCAAUCUGGUUACAAUGGAAAUCUCUGCGAAUCAGAUGUUAAUGAAUGCAGUAACAGUCCAUGCAAAAACGGGGGUACAUGUGUUAAUCUCCAGGGAGGUCAUCGUUGUGAUUGUAAAACUGGAUACACGGGAAGCAGCUGUGAAUCAGAUAUAAACGAGUGCUCCAACAGUCCAUGUAAGAACGGCGCCAACUGUGGCAACCUCCAAGGAAGCUAUCGGUGUGAUUGUGCUUCUGGAUAUUUUGGAAACAACUGUGAGACAGAUGUUAAUGAGUGCAGUAAGAAUCCUUGCAAAAACGGGGCAACAUGUGUAAAUCUUCAAGGAAGUCAUCGGUGUGAUUGUAAAACUGGAUAUACGGGAAGCAGCUGUGAAUCAGAUGUAAACGAAUGCUCCAACAAUCCAUGUAAGAACGGAGCCACCUGUGUCAACCUCCUGGGAAGCUAUCGCUGUGAUUGUCAAACUGGAUAUAGUGGAAACAACUGUGAAACGGAUGUUGAUGAAUGCUCGAACAGUCCAUGCCUAAAUGGAGCUACCUGUACCAACCUUCAGGGAAGCUAUCGCUGCGACUGCCAGACUGGCUACAAUGGAAACCAUUGCGAAACAAACAUCAACGAGUGUACACCGGCACCAUGCCAAAAUGGAGGUACGUGCGUGGAUCUCGUUGGAAGCUACCGCUGUGAUUGCCCAGCGGAGUUCGAUGGAGCAAACUGUGAGAGCGCAAUAGAAAACCAGAUAGAUGAGUGCGAAAUGUAAAGUGGAUAUUCUCAGCGAAAGGCAUACACAGGAAUGAUCUUAGACUUAGGUGGAGGAUAUAGGGCAAGUGAUCUCUUUUUCAGCACUAUCAAAAACUUGUAUCAUGUCAACAAUAAAAUGGCUUUUGAAAUCA